This is a messenger RNA of Drosophila arizonae, 531 nucleotides long. RefSeq lists its product as uncharacterized. The record is from RefSeq and is a predicted model, not a curated record. NCBI's taxonomy places the organism in Eukaryota, Metazoa, Arthropoda, Insecta, Diptera, Drosophilidae.
CUAACGAUAACUCGUAAAGAGCAGUUGUUAUUUGUGGUAACACUGGCACCGGCUUAUGUUUUGGCAUUCAAUCGGCGAUUUAAAUCCUCGUUCAGCCUCGUAAGAACCAUUAUGGAUGUUGAGCCUAUUACAACCGUAAGCCCUGAUUUGGAACAUCCAGACGAUGCCCAAUACAUAUGGUUACCCAUUUUGGUGUUGGUGGGAGUAGUUCUGCUUGCUGGUUUGGUAUAUGUCAUGUCACGUAGCCGCCGCUCAUUCAAUUUCAUAUGCUUCAAGCGACGUAAUGCCACUCGCAAUGGCUACACAAAUGUUGACGACGACGACUCAGAUGUAUCCAUGGCUGGGGCAGACGAACCAAAUGCAAUUACCAGUCUGCUCGAUGCACGCUUGCAUAUCGAACCUGUACAGCGUACAGGUAGCUAUGCCCAAUCAAAUCAAGCGUAUCUGGAUGAAAACGAUAUUGCGUUGCGUGUCUAAUUAAGUACCAAAAUUAGGAAAUGCAGAAGUAAGAAAGACUAAACUCUAGCUUAG